ACUCACUAAUGCGGAGGAGGUGGGGUUGACAGAUGGCAAUCUUCGGCGUUCAAGGGUAGGCUCCGCUAACCUAAUAGAGCAACAGCGUUCGUGCAUCGUAUACGGGGAACUCUUGAGACCAUCCGCCUCCCAGAGCUUUGCGAGUACAUCCUUGCCCCUCAAGAAGAAAGAAAUGGCUUGUGCCGAGUAUUCUCUUCACGUGCCAAGUCUUGAGGAGCUUGCUGGAGUUCUGCAGAAGGGACUCGGGGAGAACUUUGCUGACGUCCAGGUGUCCGUGGUCGAUUGCCCUGAUUUGACUGAGGAGCCAUUUGCCUUUCCCGUAAAAGGCAUCUGUGGGAAAACUAGAAUUGCAGAAGUAGGAGGUGUGCCUUACUUACUGCCUCUUGUAAAUAAAAAAAAGGUUUAUGACAUAAAUAAGAUUGCAAAAGAAAUUAAGCUUCCUGGAGCUUUUAUUCUUGGAGCAGGAGCAGGCCCAUUUCAGACUCUUGGGUUCAAUUCUGAGUUUAUGCCAGUUAUUCAAACAGAAAGUGAACACAAAUCCCCGGUGAAUGGAAGUUACUUCGCCCGUGUUAAUCCUGCAGAUGGAGGGUGUCUGCUCGAGAGAUACAGUGAGAAAUACCACGACUUUGGGUGUGCCUUACUGGCUAAUCUUUUUGCCAGUGAGGGCCAACCUGGAAAGCCCGCAGAAUUUUCUUCCUGCCCAUUGAACUCUGAUGAGGACGUGAAUAAAUGGUUGAACUUUUAUGAGAUGAAAGCUCCUUUGGUUUGUCUGCCAGUUUUUGUCUCCAGAGACCCAGGCUUUGAUUUGCGAUUGGAGCACACCCAUUGUUUCAGUCAUCACGGAGAAGGUGGACACUACCAUUAUGACACUACCCCAGACACAGUGGAAUAUCUCGGAUACUUCUUGCCUGCAGAGUUUCUGUAUCGCAUUGAUCAACCAAAAGAGACCCAUUCAAUUGGGCGAGAUUAAGUCAAAGGAAAAAGAGUUAAGGUUAAUUAAUUAGCUCAUUAAUUGAUACUAAUAUAAAAUCCAAUGGAAAUGA
Suricata suricatta (meerkat) is the source of this 1043-nucleotide messenger RNA. It is a transcript of the gene BKGD, whose product is annotated as chromosome 11 C11orf54 homolog. Gene Ontology annotation, cellular component: nucleus. NCBI's taxonomy places the organism in Eukaryota, Metazoa, Chordata, Mammalia, Carnivora, Herpestidae. Gene Ontology annotation, molecular function: zinc ion binding; hydrolase activity, acting on ester bonds. The coding region runs from base 173 to 970 and encodes 265 amino acids. The transcript is spliced from 8 exons. The record is from RefSeq and is a predicted model, not a curated record.